Arabidopsis thaliana (thale cress) is the source of this 909-nucleotide messenger RNA. Its product is annotated as Haloacid dehalogenase-like hydrolase (HAD) superfamily protein. Gene Ontology annotation, molecular function: phosphoprotein phosphatase activity; RNA polymerase II CTD heptapeptide repeat phosphatase activity; protein serine/threonine phosphatase activity. The transcript has a single exon. NCBI's taxonomy places the organism in Eukaryota, Viridiplantae, Streptophyta, Magnoliopsida, Brassicales, Brassicaceae. The coding region runs from base 1 to 909 and encodes 302 amino acids. The record is from RefSeq and is marked reviewed. Gene Ontology annotation, biological process: regulation of transcription by RNA polymerase II. Gene Ontology annotation, cellular component: nucleus.
AUGUCUCUAGUUGAAAACCUUUCUCUUGAGCCACAACCCAAAAGACGUAAGAUCGAUCCAGAGGUCAAAGAGUCUCCGUCUCGUAACUGCAGUCACUGGUUCGUCCGCAAUAAAGUCUGUGCCUCUUGCAAUACAAUAGUGGACAAUUACCAAGGCAGAUCUUUCGAUUACCUCUACACAGGGAUUCAGAUGAGUAAUGAAGCUUUAGGUUUUACAAAACGGCUCAUCUCUCAAACCUCUUGGCUUGAAGACAAGAAGCUUCACUUAGUACUUGACUUGGACCACACGCUUGUUCACACCAUUAAAGUUUCACAGCUUUCUGAAUCUGAAAAGUAUAUAACAGAAGAAGUGGAAUCGAGGAAAGAUCUACGGAGAUUCAACACUGGGUUUCCUGAAGAAUCUUUGAUAAAGCUGAGAUCUUUUGUUCACCAGUUUCUGAAAGAAUGUAACGAGAUGUUCUCUUUGUAUGUUUACACAAAGGGUGGUUAUGACUAUGCUCAGCUCGUGUUGGAGAUGAUUGAUCCGGAUAAGAUUUACUUUGGCAAUCGGGUUAUAACGAGAAGAGAGAGUCCUGGUUUUAAGACGCUUGAUCUUGUGUUGGCUGAUGAGCGUGGAAUUGUGGUUGUUGAUGAUAAGAGUAGUGUUUGGCCUCAUGACAAGAAAAACUUGCUACAGAUUGCUAGGUACAAGUAUUUUGGAGAUCAGUCUUGUUUGUUGUCAGAAUGUAAGAAGAAGAUAGAUGAGAGUGAUGAGAAAGGACCAUUGAACACUGCUUUGAGAUUCCUCAUGGAUGUUCACGAAGAAUUCUUCUGUGACUGGUCGAGAAAAGACUUGGAUUCUGUGGAUGUCAGGCCUUUGCUAAAGGAGAUUUCUUUGAGAUGGAAGCGUAAAGCAGACGGUGUGGUUUGA